AUGCGCACCGUCUUUCCCUUCACAUUUUUGUGUGUCACCCUGAGUAACAUACCCACAGCACACACCAAAGUAUGCAUACGCGUUCCUUCCUACAUUACACAGAACAGUAACAACGCCAAGUAUGUCGUAGCCGGGAGGAAAAUAGGAAUGCGAGGAAGGAGGAAAAUAGGAGUGUGGGCCAAGAGGAAAAACAUAAUUUUUGAAGAUGUUGUCACGCAGAAAGACAUUUCCAAUAUUAACCUGAUCGUGUUAGCUCUGAUGGAGUUCCAAAAACAACACAACAGUAUGGUCGUCCCGGAGAACUACAUCUUGAAGUCGCAGGAGAAUGAAGACUUAAAGAACUUCAGGCUAUGGAAGAAACUACAGGACAUUAAAAAUGAGAAGAGCGAAAAGAAGAAAAAAUAUAUUUACUUCGUUCUAAAGAAGAUGAAUUUUCCUCUGGAUACCAUAUUUAAUGCAGACGAAAUGCAGGAGUUUGAAGGGGAUGAUGCAGAAAUAACAACCAUGUCUAACUUGUCUACGGAGGAAAACGUACACUAUGAUCUUGACGAAAGACAGGAAGUUAGGAAAGAGCUCUUCUCUCAGUAUAUUAGAAAGCCAAAGGACAAAGGGGGCGAAGACGUGAAGGAUUUCCUCGCGUCGUACAAGUUCGUUCCCAGAAUAGCUGAACAGAACAUCCUCCCGAGUUAUUCAAACAAAGCCACAAGGAAAAAGGGAAUACUGAAACAGGUUCUAGAAAAUCUAAAACAGGAUCAAACAUUUAAAUUUAAUUACGACUACUACUACAAUAAUAUUUAUAACAAUCUCAAUGAUAAGGAUGUAGAUGAUUACAUCUCGUUUGUCCUUAAGUAUAAGAGGACCCACGGGGAUGAGUAUGAUUUUUUUAUCAACGGGAGUCGACCUUCCCUUUCGAAUGAGCUCAAUCCGAAAGAGAAAAAAUUCUUGCUAUACACACGGAAGGAGACGGAAGGAGCCCACGCGUAUGAUUUCGACAAAUGGUCCUUCGCCGACUUCGUAGAAGCCCUUGUCUAUUUCAACGAUUUGUACUUAGACUUGAAUAGGGAGAGGUACGAGAGGUUCAAGACCGACCAAGAGGAGGAGAAGUUGGAUCUCGUCGAUUUUAACCUUUUGGAUCCAUCAUUCGUCGUUCCAAGUGAAGAUACGUGGCCCAGCGAGUGGCACGGCAUGCCCUUGGGCAUGUACAUCAACCAACUCAGGAUGGGCGACAUUGACGGCAAGUUCCAUUUCAUUAGGAGAAAAAUUUUAGAUUAUCUCCUCUUCGAUUUUAAGACAGAGGAGUUUGAACAGAAGUACAUUCACUUUACCUGGAGGAAGCUGUACCUUGGGUUGGCUUGGUUCAUCCACACAAGAGGACACCCGAUAGUUAUCACCCCCAUGGAUAGGAUCCAGUUCGACACAUUUUCCAUGGAUUUUUGCAAGCCGGAAGAAAUUCAGGGACUACGCUUAGGAUUUCUAAUCAUUCAAGCUCAAGCCCACGAGAAGAUAUUCUGGAAUAACUACCAAGAUAGAUUCGACUUUAUGAAGGGCCUUGAAAUCAACAUCAGAAGUGCAGACGAACUGAUUUUCUAA
Molecule: messenger RNA, 1590 nt
Organism: Plasmodium knowlesi strain H
Lineage: Eukaryota; Apicomplexa; Aconoidasida; Haemosporida; Plasmodiidae
Product: conserved Plasmodium protein, unknown function
Exons: 17
Coding region: 1-1590 (529 amino acids)
Source: RefSeq, a predicted model, not a curated record